This is a messenger RNA of Trichophyton benhamiae CBS 112371, 2259 nucleotides long. RefSeq names its product universal stress protein family domain protein. The record is from RefSeq and is a predicted model, not a curated record. NCBI's taxonomy places the organism in Eukaryota, Fungi, Ascomycota, Eurotiomycetes, Onygenales, Arthrodermataceae. The transcript is spliced from 4 exons. The coding region runs from base 1 to 2259 and encodes 752 amino acids.
AUGGUCCCCAAGAUGUCUCUCGAGUCCGCCCUUGACGAGGAACGGCGCGAGAUCCUCGAGAUCCUCCAGGGCCGCACGCAGCAGCAGCAGAACAGCCCCCAGAGCCCUCAGAGCCAGCACAACCAGUCUCCUCGUCCCCACCACCAUGCUACCGUACAAGCUCCUCCCAUCCGCUCCAUGCUCGAUGUUGCGCCUGCUCCCUCGGGACGGCCAGGGUCGGUCAAGUCGUCGUCUGCCAGCGUCCGGAGCAUGCUCGACCCGAUAUCACCCUCGCCGCUGAGGGAGACUCACAGCGCGGCGUCCUCGCCCACCUCCUCAGCCCAUACUCCGUCCAUACACGAGCCGGAAGGCCUGCGUAGGGCCUCAGAGUCAUCCUAUGGCGGCCUGCCGUCGAUAGGGAAGAAGACCGGCGUCGAGGCGUACCAGUUUGGCAUGCUGCCCAGCGUACCGAGCCAGCUGCCAAAGCGAGUCACCCAGGGUGGCAAGAAGAGUGUCACCGGGAACGGCAACAGUCAUAACAGUAAUAACAAGCACCACCCCAACUCCAUGGCCGCCGUCAUGUCCGGGGCCGACUUUGGGCCUUUACCUGGCUUCCCGCGUGGCAGACAGAUCGGCCGCCAUGCUCGUGGAUUUCCACACAGCUCCACAUCUCCCAUGCGCUCGCGGUCUCCAGCACCACGCUCGCUGAACAGUCUAAAUCCACAGGCAGCCAAUUCAAAGUCGAACGUCAACACCUUCGUCACAGACUCCGGCAGGGUUAUCAACUUGGAUCAUGCUUAUCGAAAGCUAUCUAAUGCGGCGCUGCAGCGGUCAAGCGGCAGUCUGGCCCAUCUGCCUCACAUUGAGAAGAAGGAACUCGAAGACCUAGCUGAGCAUUCAGACUCCGAUGCUAGGCUUGCUAAAGAUUACUAUGAUACCCCUGACGGCGGCUUUAGUGAGGACCACACCAGUGAAGACGAGGAAGACAUAAGCUCGGAUGAUGAGCUGUGGCGAUUGGGCGUUGGAAGAGGCCGUGGCCGGACGAGAAAGAAACGCGACAGCCAGGGAACUGAUCGCGAUCUAGAUGACCCAGAAGCAGCCAAAAAGGUCAGAAGUCUUCUGGCAGCCGCCGAAGAAGAACGCAAAACCGUGUCCUCAACGUAUAAAGUCCGGUCUCUGCUUGAGCCUGACAACCGUGCUGUUGCAGCAGCGGCUGAAAAGCCCAUGAAACACAAGACCAGUGUCCAUCCAAACACUAAUUUCGAUAUCACCGUCUCCCAAGGCAAUACCCCCGUUGGCUCAGACGAUGAGGGUGAUGGAGGUGGCCGUGACGGUAGUCCCAUGGAGGAUGAGGCCGAGAUCAGUGAAAUCAAAAAGGCCCAGAAUCUGAACGUCUACCUCUCGCCAACAGACCAGUCGGUGCCCAACAGGGUCAUUCGCACUAUCGUACGCGGAGAUUUUGCCAAGAUGCAAGAGGAGGCUGAGCAAGGCCUUCGUCGAACCCGUAGCUAUCUCGUGGCUACUGACCUGAGCGAGGAAUCAGUCUAUGCCCUCGAGUGGACUAUCGGUACUAUCUUGCGUGAUGGAGACACAAUGUAUGCCAUCUACGCCAUCGACGAAGAAAACUCAUCGUCCUCUGCCAAACCGUCUGAAACAGACCUUCCAUCCGUAACGCCAAUAAGCGACGGAUACAAGGCUGUUCUGGACUUGGUUACCACAAUGCAUUCACAGGCCGGAGGCAGUGCAAAAGCACCCACCCGGCCGUCAUCAUCGUUCCCUUCACCGCAAGUCUCAACCACUCAUCUCCCUGGUUCUGCUAGCGACAGGGAGAAAGAGAAAGACAACCAUAAAGAAAAGGGCUUAGAGAGCGCAACCGGUUCAGUGGAUUCAAGAGCCUUAUCGAAGGCGGAGGCAGACCGGGCCCAUGCCAUCGACGGCCUCACACAGACAUGCGUGCGUCUGAUGCGCAAGACGAAGCUGCAGGUUCGUGUGGCGGUCGAGGUGAUACACUGCAAGAGCCCCAAGCAUCUCAUCACAGAGGCGAUCGAUGCUCUCGAGCCGACUCUUGUCAUUCUUGGCUCCAGAGGCCGAAGCGCGCUUAAGGGCGUUCUUCUGGGCUCGUUCUCGAACUAUCUUGUCACCAAGUCCUCUGCUCCGGUGAUGGUUGCUCGCAAGAAGCUGAAGAAACACACCAAGUUCAAGAACAACCCUCUUCGUUUCUCGAACAACCUCGCAGGUCUAGGAUCCAACAUGAAACUUGCGAAUGCCAAAAUCGAUUAA